ACAAACAAACAUAUAUCCCCUGUAUACUUUUUUAAAUUAAAAAAUUAAAUUUUUGAAAGCAUUAUAAAUUAAAAAAAGAAAUUUUUUCAUUUAAAUAAGCAAAUCGAAUAAUUAGUAGAUAGGAUAUUAUUUGAGCAAGAAGUUAAAAAAAUCGCAAAUAUUCAUUAAAUAGAGAGUUAGAUUAAUUAAUACAUGGGAGCAGGAGAUUCUAAGGUAGACUUUGGUUAGCUGUAAAUUGAGCACUAUAGAAAACCAGGCUUGAAUGAUCAAGAAAUCUAUUAAUUAUAUUAAAUUUUUUAAGGACUAGGACCUAACAAGGAAGGAAUGGUUAAGGCUUCUAAAGUAAAGCAAUAGUAUUAAGAGUCUAUGAAUAAGAAAGAUUUUGACUUGCAAAUUGGAAAUUUAGAACACCUGAAUUGGGAUACAUUCUUCCAUAUUAUGAGUAAUGAUAUUAUUGAAAAAAAAUAAAGAUUUGGAGAUGUCUAAUUUGAUACUUCUGCUAAUGAUGUUGGAUGUGUAUUUUGUCCUUAUACUGUAGAUAAGAGAUAAUAAUGA
Molecule: messenger RNA, 555 nt
Organism: Tetrahymena thermophila SB210
Lineage: Eukaryota; Ciliophora; Oligohymenophorea; Hymenostomatida; Tetrahymenidae
Exons: 1
Source: RefSeq, a predicted model, not a curated record